Messenger RNA from Marmota flaviventris (yellow-bellied marmot), 802 nucleotides. RefSeq names its product monocyte to macrophage differentiation factor. NCBI's taxonomy places the organism in Eukaryota, Metazoa, Chordata, Mammalia, Rodentia, Sciuridae. The record is from RefSeq and is a predicted model, not a curated record. Gene Ontology annotation, cellular component: membrane.
UCCCGCCCCCAGCCGCCGGAUCUGGCCCCGGCCCUGUCCCGACCCCCAGCGUGGCCCACUCCGGCCCAGCGGCUCCACCGGGCACGCAGGCGGCCUCUGGAGCAGCCCAAGCCCAUGAGGGCCGCGCGCCCCGCCGCCGGUGCUGACGAGACGGAGCUCCCGGCCCCCGAGGAGGAGCGGAGGAUCAAUGCGGUUCAAGAAUCGUUUCCAGCGUUUCAUGAACCAUCGGGCUCCAGCCAAUGGCCGCUACAAACCAACUUGCUAUGAACAUGCUGCUAACUGUUACACACAUGCAUUCCUCAUUGUUCCGGCCAUUGUGGGCAGUGCCCUCCUCCAUCGGUUGUCUGAUGACUGCUGGGAAAAGAUAACAGCAUGGAUUUAUGGGAUGGGCCUUUGUGCCCUCUUCAUCGUUUCCACAGUAUUUCACAUUGUAUCAUGGAAAAAGAGUCACUUAAGGACAGUGGAGCAUUGUUUUCACAUGUGUGAUAGAAUGGUUAUUUAUUUCUUCAUUGCAGCAUCUUAUGCUCCAUGGUUAAAUCUCCGUGAACUUGGACCCCUGGCAUCUCAUAUGCGUUGGUUUAUCUGGCUCAUGGCAGCUGGAGGAACCAUUUAUGUAUUUCUCUACCAUGAAAAGUAUAAAGUGGUUGAGCUCUUCUUCUAUCUCACAAUGGGAUUUUCUCCUGCCUUGGUGGUGACGUCAAUGGACCCACAUAGAGCAGGUGUCUGAAUCCAAGCUUCUGGCAGAUUUGGCCACAGGGAACUGACUUCAUAAUGGCUGCCUUUCUGACUGGAGUGAGAUGGU